UGUGUGUAAAUGUUAGUGGGAGGGAGCCAAUUACCCGCGGCGUACUGGGGGUUAGUAUUAAGAGAGACUCCUAGUUCAAAAUAUUCUAGCAUAAAUGGAUCUAAGAUCGUUCAAAAAUAUAAGCUUGAUCCUAGGCUUGAUCCAUUUCUAAAUGUUUCAAAAGUUAAACUAGAUUUAAUCAAUGAAAAGUUCUUAAAUGUUGAGAUAAUUGCAAUAACUUAACUAUUCAAUAAUAUCAUUUUGAGUAAGAAUCUGUUUUAUCUGAAAAUCUGUACAAAUCAGUACGGUGACCCAAAUAUCUGUCAUCUGUACGUACAGAUUCUGUACUCAGAUCUUUGCUGAAAAUCUGUACCAUGACAGAUAAAUCUGUACAUGUGGCAACGCUGGCCGGAGGGAGUAUAGCGUUGGUUUGUGUAUACAAUAUCACCCGCGGCGUUCUCUCUCGCUCUCUCGAGGGGUGGUUGUUUUGGAGCAACAUAGAGAGCGUUGUGUGUGAAAAUGUGGGUGGAAGAGUCCACCCAACCUAAAACAACAACAGUAAAAAUAACAACAACAAUAAAAGCAACUACAAUAACAACAAGCCGCCGCCGCCGUCGUCGGUCGUCUCUGCUUUGCUGAACUGAACGAGUGGAAGAACACAAAGUCAAGUGCAAGAAGAUAGAAAGGAAAAAGGAGUGAAUACGCUAAAAAAAGUGCAGAAUAAAGGAAAAGUACACACCGCUUUUUGGGGUUUUACAUAAAUACUUACGAAAAAGGAAAAGGCCCUGGAGGUGAGGGAAGAAGAAGUUGAAAAAGAAGAAAAGUGUGUCCCCUAGUGCUACGUAAAUAUUUCAGAACUUGAAGGGGUUUUGCUGGCCGUUUGUAUUUUGGGGAUUACGACGAGAUCGAAAUUAUUCCUGCAUAAAAGAAAGGGGUUGAGAGUUUUACAUUUUUUAAAUAGUGACACAACGAGAAAGGGCCGAAGGCCAAAGAGAGAUGUGCUAAAGCGGGGUAGGGGUGAAACGCGGCUCGUUGGUGUUCCGAGGGUGGGGAUGUGGUGGUCCACCGUACUGGCCGCCGUUGUCGUUGUUGCCUUUGACUGCGCUGCUGCUGUUGUCGUUCCUCGGCGCAACCCGCUGAGAGGUGGCCACCAUGAGGAGUGAUAGCUCGGAGCUUCUGCUCGAGCAACAAGAAGAACUUGCUCGCAAAAAGAAGCUACUAGAGCUUGCCGCGGCCAAAAAGGCGAAGAGUGGUCCCGCACCGAAGCGGACACUGCGCGAAAAUGCCAGCUUCUACACAACGUCCAGCCUGGCGUUCCUCUCGGUGACCGCCGGGGCGUCGAUACUGUUUCUCGUUCCUCUCUAUGUCGACCCGGCGAUCUCGACGCUGGUCGGCGACUUUGUCGAGCGACCGACGAUGUGCGUCACGACGCGGCGCGAAGACAUGACCGGCCUGUUCAACUGCUCGUGGAGCUCGUGCCGCGAGGGCUGCACCUCGGAUGUGUUCAAGUGUACUCAUAUCUAUGUGACGUUUAUCGACGAUCUGAACUUUACGUUCCCUUUCAACGCGACGCCCUCGGAGCUGUUCAAUCUGACCGACAUCGAGCGGUCCGACGAAGCGAUCCUGUUGGUGAACAUCAAGGGCUGCGGCUACCCGCCGACGGUCACGUGCAAAAACUUCACCGACAUGUACGGCUUCGAGGGCGCGGUCUUUCCCUGCUACUACUCCAAGCUGAACAAGACGGUCGUGAUGACGGCCUACAACCGGGAGGACCAGGUGCAGACGAUCGUGCACUUUUUCGUCAUCCCGUUCAUCGUCACGGUGAUAUCGUCGGUGUUGCUCUGCAUAAUGCACUGUGAUUGUAGGUGUAAGAAGGAACGGCGGAGGCGACACCGGCACCGCCGACCUAGGAUAGAGAAUCUCAGCGAUUCGUCGAUAUCGACCCGGGUGGACAUGCUGACGCCCGCGAUCGAAGUGUACAAGCCACCCCUCUGACACAAGGACGACACCCUGGAGAGCAACCUCGGCAAUCCGUCGACCAGUAGCGAUCUAUGACGAGGUGGCGGUUGCAUUGCGCUGUUGCUACUGCUGCUGCGGAAGCUGGCGAGGGUGGCAGCUUGCACGUAAGUCUGUUUUUUUUUUCUAACGACGACGCCAAGGCCAGUGUCCAUCGCAGGACGAUGAAGCUGGACGGUCACGACGACGAUGACGGAUGAGUCUCGUGGUGGCGUUACAGAACGAUAAAGUCCCGGUUUAAUGUGACUAGCGUGGAACAGCUUUUUUUGCUGUUGUCGACGACGAGACGAAAAAAAAACCGUGCAAACAACUGCACCAUCUAGACCACCCUCCAAUAGUGCACAUACCAAACGGUGGUGCAAAUCAAAACACGCCGGAAGCAGUCGUUAAAACCGGAAGAGCGUCGUCAUCGUCGUGUUGUGCAAGGCUGAACUGAUAGCAAAGAGAGAAAGCAACAGUCGCGAACAACAGCCAUAAAACAAACUGAAGAAACUGUCUCUUUUGGGUGUCAAAUUAAGCAGCAAAUCGAUCUAAUAGGAUUAAAACCAAUUACGUAGAGAAGAAUAGAGGAAACAAAAAAGUACUAUUAAAAAAUCAAGAAAAUUCUAUAUACACCGACAGAGCGGGUUGAGCGCGGACGAAGAACGUGGAGAAAUAAAUCCGUAGCAAAUAACGGUAACACUAAGAUAAAGAGGAAGAAGAA
Messenger RNA from Culex quinquefasciatus (southern house mosquito), 2698 nucleotides. It is a transcript of the gene Teh1, whose product is annotated as protein tipE. The transcript is spliced from 3 exons. Gene Ontology annotation, biological process: regulation of sodium ion transport. The record is from RefSeq and is a predicted model, not a curated record. Bases 1132 to 1974 code for a protein of 280 amino acids. NCBI's taxonomy places the organism in Eukaryota, Metazoa, Arthropoda, Insecta, Diptera, Culicidae. Gene Ontology annotation, molecular function: sodium channel regulator activity.